Molecule: messenger RNA, 1828 nt
Organism: Fonticula alba
Lineage: Eukaryota; Rotosphaerida; Fonticulaceae
Exons: 2
Coding region: 48-1733 (561 amino acids)
Biological process (GO): FAD biosynthetic process
Molecular function (GO): FMN adenylyltransferase activity
Source: RefSeq, a predicted model, not a curated record
CCCUCCUCCCUCUGCCGCCCUCUCCCCCCCCCGCCGCCUGAACGGAAAUGAACAUGGCCGAGACGGCCAGGCCUGGCAAUCCGGGCUCGUGGUCGCCCGACGCGCGGCGCCUGCUCGAGUCGUCGACCAUCCGCGUGGUCCCGGCGGCCGGCUCGCCGACGGGCGGCCCGGCCCCCCAUGGCCGGCCCCUCCCCCGGUGGCUGGGCUUCGGCGUGGCGCGGCAGGACCGGCCCACCCGGCCUGGGCCGCCUGGGCAGUCGCUGUCCGAGUGGCUGUGCGCCUUGACGGCCGAGCAGCAGCCCCUGGCCCGGCGCGUGCGCCAGUCGCUGGCCAUCAUCGAGCAUGCCAUGGACCUGUAUGACGGUCCCCUGCCGCUGGCCUGCCAGGCGCGGCUGUCCUCGCAGAAUGGGCCCCCGCCGGGCGAUGGCGCGGGCGAUGGCGACCCGGCCAGCUCGGUUCCCUCCUCGCCGUCCGGGCUGCUGGCGCACUCGGGCACCGGCGGGCCGGCGGGCGCCGGCGGGCAGCGCGGCUUCCUGGCCGGCGCCCGGCCGGUCCCCCGGCCCGGGGCCGAGCUUGCCUCCUGGGUGUUGGCCCGGCUGGCCAGCCCCUCAUCGGUGGCGGUGUCCUUCAAUGGUGGCAAGGAUUGCACCGUCCUGCUGCACCUCUUUGCGGCGGUCUUCCUCCGGCGCUUGCAAUUCCUGGUCUACUUGCUGGACAGCGGCGAGGCGGCCACGGCCUCCGCCGGGACUUGCCUCUGCCGGGCGGCCGGCGACCUCCCGCCGGAUCCCUCACAAAGCAGCCUCUCGCUGGGGGCCACCUGCUCCCUGGUGGCCGGGCUGCCCUCCUGCUUCCAGUACCGCCUGACAUCGGACAUGCUGGGCUCCGGGGCGCUGGCUCGCGAGGUGGACCGGCUGCACGGCUGUGCCCUUGGCGCGAGCGGCCGUCCCGGCCCGGCGGCCGGCCGGCACAGCGGCACCGGCACCCCCGACGGCGCCGGUGCCGAGGAUGGCCCCCCUGCUCAUGGCAGUGGCCUGGCCUAUCGCACGGCAGGCUUCUGCAUCGCCGAUGAGGAGCCGAUCCCCCGGAUCUCGGAAUUCGUCGACCAGUCGAUAGACGGCUACCAUCUGGACUGGACGCUUCUCCGGUCGGACGCCUUCGGCUGCAGCAUGAAGGCCGCCCUGGCGGGGCUCCUGGAGGCCAGCCCGCAUCUGGGUGCCAUUCUGAUGGGCACCCGCAAGACCGAUCCCCAUGGCGAGUAUGUCUCGCCCCUGUCUCCGACGGACCGGGAUUGGCCGCAAUUCAUGCGGGUCAACCCGGUGCUCGAGUGGUCGCAGCCCGACGUGUGGAGCUUCCUCCGUGGCCUGGGCGUCCCCUACUGCUCGCUGUAUGACCUGGGCUACACGUCGAUCGGCUCGCAUGCCAACACCUUCCCCAACCCCUGGCUGGCGGUCUUGCCGGACCUGCCUCUCGACGGUGUGGCCGGCUGGGACGACCCGAGCGCCGGCCGGGCCUUCCGCGUGGUUCGCGAUCUGGCGGCCGUGUGCCGGUGUCGGCCCUCCUUCGAGGCCGAGCUCCGGGCCUUCCUCCCCGGGGCCCCGGCCGAGUGCAUUGCCGCCGAGGAGUGCACUGCCUGCGGGAAGAUCAUUUGCCGAAGCUUCCUCCCGGCCUACUGCCUGCAGGACGACCUGAAGGAGCGCGACGGCCGGUAUCGCAAGUCCCCCGCCGGCUGCUGAUGCGCGCCGGCAUGCUUCGACCGGGUGGCUGUCCGACACGCAGCGCAUGCGCGCAGCGCAUGCACGCACGCCCACGCCCCCUCACAGGGGCAUAC